UUCCGGUGGGCGGGGCCGGGGCGGUACCGGCAGCACCGGCGGGGCGGGCCCGGCGUGCGGAGCGGGCGCGGCCAUGGCGCUGAACCUGGCCAAGAACGGGCGGGCGCUGCAGGAGGCCUACGGGAGCGUGGUGGCCGCGGGGAGCCGCACGGACUGGGCUCUGUUCACCUACGAAGGCAACAGCAAUGACCUGCGAGUGGCUGGCUCCGGAGAGGGGGGGCUGCAGGAGAUGCUGGAGGAGCUGAGCAGCGGGAAGGUGAUGUACGGCUUCUGCCGCGUCACCGACCCCAACUCGGGGCUGCCCAAAUACGUCCUGGUCAACUGGACGGGUGAAGGCGUCAAUGACGUGAGGAAAGGAGCCUGUGCCAACCACGUCAGCACUGUGGCCAACUUCCUGAAGGGGGCCCACGUCACCAUCAACGCCCGGGCAGAGGAGGACGUGGAGCCCGAGCUCAUCAUGCAGAAGGUGGCCCAGGCCUCGGGGGCCAACUACAGCUUCCACAAGGAGAGCAGCAAGUUCCAGGACUCGGGGCCCCAGGCUCCCGUGGGCUCUGUGUACCAGAAGACAAACGCCAUGUCUGAGAUCAAGAGGGUCAACAAGGACAAUUUCUGGGCCAAAGCAGAGAAGGACGAGGAGGAGCGGCGGCAGGCGGAGCGGCGGCGGGCGGAGGAGCAGCGGCAGCGGCUGGAGCGCGAGCGGCGCCAGCGCGAGCUGCGCGAGGCCGCGGGCCGCGAGCAGCACUUCCAGGCCCGCGCCAGGGAGAUCGAGGCCCACAGGAGACUCCAGCAGCAGCAGGAGGCUGAGAACAGGGACAGGGAGCAGCAGCAGUGGGCGGAGCACGCCGAGGAGGACGAGGCACGCCGGGGCGUCAGGAGGAGCGAGUCGGUGGAGAAAGCCCAGGAGGCGGCCACGCUGAUCGCGCAGAGAGCCGUCAACCCCCGAGACAUCUUCAAGCAGAGGGAGAGAGCGGGGCCGGGGGACACGGGGCUGCCAGCACAGCCAGGGAAGCUGCGCAGCCCCUUCCUGCAGCAGGAGCUGAACUCGGUGCCCAGCCCUGCCUCCCCCAGCCGGGACCUCUGGGGGUCCCCCCCGGCCUCCCCCGUGCCUGCAGCAGGACGAGACUCUGGGUACAAUUCUGGUGUGCCAGGGUCCCAGGUGGAGGAGAACUUGUACGAGGAGCCCCCGGAGCCCUCGGCCAUCUACGAGGAGCCCCCCCAGGAACAAGGUGACGAUGCCAAAUACGACUACAGGGCAGAGUACCAGGAGCCCCCAGACCUGGCAGGGAAGGGGCUCUGUGCCCGGGCACUCUACGACUACCAGGCUGCUGACGACACCGAGAUCUCCUUUGACCCUGAGAACAUCAUCACCCACAUCGAGAUGAUCGACGAGGGCUGGUGGCGCGGCUACGGCCCCGACGGCCACUUCGGGAUGUUCCCCGCCAACUACGUGGAGCUGAUCGAGUAGGGGGGCUGCUGGGGGGCUGCUGGGGGGCUGCAGACCCCCGGGGCUGCUCCAGACCCCGAGCCCACCCAGCUCCUGCCCGGCUCUUGCAGCGGCACGUGGCUUUUUCUCUGUUUUUCUCUCUCUCUCUCUCAGUGAAGUGCCAUUCCCCAGUCCCUCGGCAGUGGGGGCCCCCCCAGCGCUGCCCCCCCUGUCCCCCAAAGCUGCCCUUGGGUGAAGGAAGGGUCCCAUCCCACCCUGAGCCCGCAGUGCUGGUCUCCCCCUCCUCCCUCGGCUCUGGAGUGGGAGGGAGGGUGUGACAAAUCCCUCACGGGAAUUUUCAGGGAACAAAUUACCUCCCCCCCCCCCCCCCCCCCCGUGCUCCCUCCCUCCCUCUCUCCCCGUGACCUCGGACCUGCUGCAGCCACACUGGAGCAGCCACUUUCCCAGGCUGAUUUCAUUGGAAAAGCUCUUCAGGACCGUGCUGGGGUCCUGCAGGGUCUGGCGUGGCCGGCAGAGGUGAAUCCUGCUUCCCAAAACCCUGAAUCCUGCUUUCCCAGCACCCUGAGCACAGCCACGUGUGAUCCCGUGCUCUCCUCCCUGCUCCCUCCCCUCACCCCAAACGUGCUCCGGGGGUCUGAACUGGGGGUGGAACCCCCCCUGCAGCACAGAUCCAGCGUGGGACCCCCUCCCCAGCCCCAAACUCACUGUGAACACGGAAAAGCCCAGCCCUCUCUCAGCUCCCUGCCCUGCUGUCCCUUUAGGAAUGGAAGGAAGGGUUGGGGGGUCCCAGCUCGGCCCCCCUCCUUGUGCUGGGGGCCGUGGUGGCUUCUCUGAGUCCCUCCCCCGAGCUCCUUCUCCUCCUCCCUCCCCAGCAUCAAUAAAAGGGCUUUUCUUUGGU
Molecule: messenger RNA, 2342 nt
Organism: Passer domesticus (house sparrow)
Lineage: Eukaryota; Metazoa; Chordata; Aves; Passeriformes; Passeridae
Gene: DBNL
Product: drebrin like
Exons: 14
Coding region: 74-1465 (463 amino acids)
Biological process (GO): postsynaptic actin cytoskeleton organization; positive regulation of dendritic spine morphogenesis; regulation of actin filament polymerization
Cellular component (GO): lamellipodium; site of polarized growth; postsynaptic density
Molecular function (GO): actin filament binding
Source: RefSeq, a predicted model, not a curated record